Molecule: messenger RNA, 2115 nt
Organism: Lactuca sativa (garden lettuce)
Lineage: Eukaryota; Viridiplantae; Streptophyta; Magnoliopsida; Asterales; Asteraceae
Product: P-loop containing nucleoside triphosphate hydrolases superfamily protein
Molecular function (GO): GTP binding
Source: RefSeq, a predicted model, not a curated record
ACUCGUCGACUCAUACAGAGAAAAGAGAAGGGCACACAGAUGAACAGUUUACAGUUUUGCUUAAGAGAGCCGAGGAAACUCUUUGAUUUGGCGGCAACGCAAACAAUAUUGCGAAAAGGGCUGUGAGUUUAAACUUCGGUAAGCAGGAAUCACAAGAGAGACGAAAAGAAAGCUGAUGAACUUUUGAAAUUCAAUGUUCUGAAACUGUCAUAGUGAAGAAUGCAUCAAGAAACGAGCUCGAAGUAUAGUCAUCUUAAGAAAAGAGCAAAGUUCGCAUCAGGGAAAUCUGACAGUUCGUCCAGGGAAAACGCUAAAACCCUAGAUUUUAAGGAAAAGGGGUUUCGGGGGGAUGAUAGGAGAGGUCAAAGUAGAAGAGUUAAAACUGAUAGCGUGGGCUCCAAUGUUGAAGAUGAGAGAUAUAAGAGAAGAAAUGAUAGCGAGAGGAAUGGUAGUAUGAAAUCAAAGAAUGAUGAUUAUCGAAGUAAAAGAGUUGAGCGUGAUGGUGGAUUCUCUUUUGUCGAUAAAUCACGUAACACAGAUAGUAGGGGAAGAGGCUUGAAAUCAAAUUACAGAGGUCGAAAAGAAGGGGGAGUUCAGAGGAAUGAAACUAAUGGUUUUUCAGGAAGAGAUUUUGACAGGAAGAAGAAGAGGGUUUAUACUAAUAAGUUCACUAAUGGUGAAACCAAGUUUCAUGACAUCGUGAAGGCUCCUGGUAAUAAAAGGGAAUCACAGGAGGAAAGAGGUGAUAGAAGAAAUAAUACUGAACAUGGUGAGAACAAAAAUAGAAUGUUUAAUAAAAGAGAAUCACAGGAUGAAAGAGGUGAUAGAAGAAAAAAUGAUGAACAUGGUGAGAACAGGAAUGGUUUCUUGAGGAAAAAUAGAGAAGCAAAAUCCGAAACUAGCAAGCAGUUACACUCAAAGCAGACAAGUUUUACAGAGGAUCAUGAAUAUGGAAAGAAGAAACUUCAAAACAAGAAGAACAUGGCUGAUGAUUCAAUGGCAAUGUUUGAUCGACCAAAAAGGAAGAUGCGAUUAUUCCGUAUAGAAUAUCCAAAUGACACUGCAAAUAAGCGGUUUGACAAUACUCCACCUACAAUUGAUAAUACCACAACAGAGCAAAAGGAAGAUCCAGAAGACACUGAAGAAAAUGCUGAGAUGUCCAAAAAUGCACAGUUUCGUGCCAUACAACUAAGCCCUUCUAUCAUAACAUUUGUGAAUGAAAAUUUAUUGGGGCGUAGGCGUGAACUUGAGUUCAAGAAAGCAGGAUACGAUAUUGAACUUCCUUCCCCUUUAGAUAAUAUUCCCUUCUCUACAAACACAGAAAGAGAGAGAAUUGAAGAAUCAGUUUUCAGAAACAAACUUGAAUUCUUUGCUGCUGCAAAAGUUUCUUCAUCUUUCCCAUCUCCUGAUCUUCCAGAAAUUGCAUUUGCAGGUAGGUCAAAUGUUGGGAAAUCAUCUUUGCUAAAUUCACUUACAAGACAAUGGGGUGUUGCAAGAACAUCAGACAAACCUGGCCUCACUCAGACUAUAAAUUUUUUCAACCUUGGAUCAAAGCUCUGUUUAGUUGAUCUGCCUGGAUAUGGUUUUGCUUAUGCAAAAGAAGAAGUCAAGGAAUCAUGGGAAGAACUUGUGAAAGAGUAUGUAACUACUCGUGAAGGCCUAAAAAGAGUAUGCCUUUUAAUCGAUACAAAAUGGGGUAUGAAGGCAAGGGAUCAUGAACUUGUUGAAUUGAUGGAAAGGUCCAAAACGAAAUACCAAAUAGUAUUGACAAAAACAGAUUUAGCAUUUCCUGUUGAUGUGGCUAGACGCGCUACACAAAUUGAGGAGAGUCUUAAAACUAAGAAAUCUGCUCUUCAGCCCUUGAUGAUGGUUAGCUCAAAAACCGGAGCUGGGAUUAGAAGUUUAAGAACAGUGCUUUCUAAUAUAUCUCGAUUCGCAAGAUUCUAGCAUUAUUUAUUAAAUGUAUUUGUUUUUAUUUGUCAAAGUAUUGCUACAAUUCAUAAAAUAUUUGAUAGUUGCAUUCAAAUUUGUUACAAAUACUACAAGUAAUGGGGUGUUAGAUUUAUGAUAAGAUUAACACCAUUAAAAUCUUGAAUUUUGAUGGCUUUAAGUGUU